UCAGUCCGCAGCCAACAGCGCUACUGAACGGGUGGUGGUGUGUCGUCGUCGAGCGCUUGCUUCUCUCUAUCGGGAUUGUGUUUCCCAAAAGUUAUGAUUCCUUCUAUAUCUACGUAACUGUAGAUAUUUGACGAAGGUCCGAAUAAUGCGAGUGAAUAUAGUGAGAAAAAAUAUGAACAGAUAAGAGGAAGAAAAAAUGAAAUAAAGAAGUCCAUACGAUACAAAAAGAAAGAAAGAAGAGAAUUUUGAAUCGAACUUUGAACUUGAAAUUUGAAUUUAAAAAAAAGUAAAUUAUUCCUCAAGAUGCCAGCCAGGUUUUAUGAAGACGACAUUGGUGUGAUGGCAACGCUGAGCGCACAGUAUCAUACGUCUGGCAGCAACAGCAUGGCGGGCAAUACAGGCACAUCUCGGCUGGCGAUGAUGCAGGCGCGGCUACGGGAGCAGCUGAUGGUGGAGAAGGAGUCGCGCCUGCUGGAGAUGGCGGCGCAGCAGGAGGCGCGGCGCCAGGGCACCAUCCAGCGGGUCACCAAGUCGUCGGCGUCGUCGCUGUCGUCGUCGCUGUCGUCGCUGAGCUCGUCGGGCGGGCAGGGCCGCGUCAGGAAGCUGUUCGAGGAGCGGCGCAACAACGGCUUCAACCACAGCCCCGUCGGCUGGGACAAGAGCUACCCGCUGGAGCCCGUGCGCGGCGGGGGCCACGCCGGCGGCGGGGGCGGCCGCCCGCCCGUCAAGCCCGCCAAGGGCGUCGUCAGAAACAACCGCGGCGUCAGCGUGGACCGCGCCAAGGCCGCCUACGACCCGGCGGCCAUGCGGAGGUCCCGCAGCCACGCCGCCCUCCAGCGCAACAACAACAUGAACAACAUGAACAACAACAACAGCAACUACAACACGUACGGCGACCCGCGGUCCCCCCAGCGCACCCUGCGGCCGCCCCAGGCGCGCCAGCCCGCGCACCACAAGUCCACCUCCUCGCUCCUGGACGCCAACCAGAACUACAACGGGCGCGGCAGCAGCGGCAGCAGCGGCGGCUACAGCCGCGGGCCCUCGCGGGACGCGUCGCCGUCGCCGUCAAACGCCAACCGCUUCGGCUUCCGGUCGCGCGGCCCGUCGCCCGCGCCGCCCCAGGCGCCGCGCCGCUCGCAGACCUUCAACGCCCACCGGCCGCCGCAGGACGAGGUGGACAGCAGAGGCUCCCCCGAGCAGCCGCGGCAGCCCCCGCGGCGCCCCGCCCAGCCCCCGCGACAGGCGCCAGCCCGACAGCCGCUCCGACAGCCCCGGCAGCCCGCCCGACAGCCCUCGCCCGAGCCCGAGCAGGACGAGGAGGAGAAGCUGUUCACGCCCAGCCCUCGCGUCCACAGGAGUAAGAGUCGAGGGCCACCCAUCACACACGUUGCCAGCUACGAUGGAGAAGACAGGCUGCCAAAACCUGUGGAAAAGAGUAAACCUAAGCCAAAACUGCCACCGAAGCCUAAGUGGCAGAGUGAUUAUUCAGAUGAGGGACAGGCUGCGUCACAGGCAACAACGCCGAGAAGUAAGGUAACUGCCUCUGUUCCGCCUGGUUUGGCUGGCUGCAAGAUCUGUGGUCGGAACUUUGCUCCAGAUAGGUUGGAGAAACACGAGUCCAUAUGCUCCAAAACCCAAGCCAAGGCAAAGAAGAGGAAGAAUAAGGUAUUUGAUCCUGUUAAGAUGAGGACAAAAGGAACCGAAGCAGAGAAGUAUGUGAAACGAGGAGCUCACCUUAAAGAACUGCAGCAGCCCAAGAAAGCAGAUUGGCGUAAGAAACACGAAGACUUCAUUGCCACAGUAAGAGCAGCAAAAGGUAUAAAGGGAUAUGAAGCGCCACCAAUGGACACGUCAGACUAUGUACAAUGCCCUCACUGCGGAAGAAAGUUUUCCGAGGGAGUGGCAGAUAGACACAUCCCCAAAUGUGCAUCUAUUCAGAGUAAUAAGCCUGCUGGAGGUCGGAGGAGGUAGACUUAAGCUUGUGGUUUGGUGCGGCAUUUUAAAACAUUUACUCAUUUUUUUACCGUUUACUUUCUGAAUAUGAUUCAAGUAAUAUGUGGCAUACAAAAGGUAAUAAUUAUCAUGCCUUCAUCUGAUGCUGUUGAUCCUAUAUUGCAGUAGGAAUUAAAUUUGAUAUUCAUUUCCCAAACACAUGUACAGCUGUAGGAUAAUCAGAAGGAAGGAAAGAGAUGAAUGUGAUGAGUUAUAGGAUUCAGAAUUGACCUACUUACUAAAUUCAUAUAGUUAUUCAUGCAGUUGUGUGAUGUAUCUCAUAGGUAGAGGUUUGAUGUGAUUAUACAUAUAAUGGAGGGUCAGUUUGAUCAAAAGUAUAAGUGCGCAAAACAGCACAAAAUUGGAGAAGAAAAGUUUCAUUGUAUAAGUGCUAUAUAUACCUUGCUUUUAACUGCUGUAUUUUGAAGUAACUGCAUCUUUAACCUGGUUAAUAUGUAGAGCAAAGCUUUUCCCUGUGACAGGCAUUUAUAUAAUUCCGAGACCUAUAAUGUCAACAUUAUUAAACUAUAUGAAUGUGAUGAGACUAUUGAGUGUAGUUGUGUAAAUGAUGCUCAGAUGUCAUAUAUGUUACCUUUCCACACUCAGGAUGGAAAGAAUGUUUAUUUGUUUAGAUUAGGAACGUCAUUCCAUUAUCAUGACCUGAGGUUGAGGCAUGAGUAACCGAGGCUGGUGCAUUCCUUGUUUUAAGUCUUAACAACAUAAAAUCUCUCUUAAGUGCUUUUUAAAGUUGCAGUCAAAUGGUAGAAGAAGAAAUUUCCCCCAUUUUCUUUCUUUGUUUUAAUAAAAGUUUUACUCAGGAGGUCCAAAUGGAUAAGGAUGAAACAAUGGAAAAAGAAUGAUACUCUGUGACUGACAGUUUGUUAUGUAAGGUUAUUCUGAAACACUAGCCCAUUGAAAACAUAGAAGUGACAAUUUUUUUGCCCAACACUUCUGUUGUGCUUUUUAAAAUAUCCGUCCCAAAUAUAUGUUAUUCCCCUUAUAAAUCUAUGUGGUGUUUUGGAAUUAUUUGAUAAAAUAUGUUGUUUUCUAGGCAUACUGCUGACCAGCAAAUUGAUAUGAGAAUAGGACUCUGCUGUCUGUGAUACAUAAACUAAUAUAUGGUCAUCCUAAUACAUGUAGUUGUAAGUUACAUGGAUAAAGAGAUGAAAGGGGAGAAACAACUUUGCUGUGUAAAUUUAAACAAAAAAUAACAUACUUUAAAAGGUUCCUUGAUAAGCCAGCACAGCACUUUUGACUCUGUUAAAAUAACAGGAUCUCAAGUGUUCAUCUUUAGGUAUAAUUAUAUGGUAUAUUAAGAGAGACAAAAGAGUUUCAUAAAAAAAUAAAAUAAAAUAAAAACAGAUGGUUUUUUGUCUCAAUGCUGCCAUCACCCUCUGCCAUGUGUGUUAAACCAGACACCUGGAAUAGAGUGUGUUAAGACCUCAUUUCUUUCCCUUCGGUUCCAUUGAGGGAAUGGUCACCUGAGGCAUCAAUGGGCUGUCUUGUCAGUCAUAACAUGCCCUAGGGUUCCUUAGGGCAAGAUCUAUGUAGCUUAGAUAAGGAGUGAGGGUUGUUCAAGUCUUACUAUAGCCAUUGGUUAAAUGAUGAGAAAGUGGUGUCAAAUAUGUAGUAACAAUAUUGCACUUCUUUUCUAAAAUCUGAAAUGAUUUUGUACAGUGAAAAGUAGAAAUAAUAAUAAUAUAGAUGGUGAAGACUCACUGAACAAGAAGCAUCAAAGAAUGAGUGAUGGUGAAAAUGUUCCUUCACUUGUCUUCAUUAAUGUUCUGAAACUGACAUAACUUUCAGAUAUUAAUAGGCUUUGUAUGUAAAUGGAAUUUUGCAAUAAAACUAAUACGAAA
Messenger RNA from Penaeus monodon (black tiger shrimp), 3851 nucleotides. Its product is annotated as neurofilament heavy polypeptide-like. NCBI's taxonomy places the organism in Eukaryota, Metazoa, Arthropoda, Malacostraca, Decapoda, Penaeidae. Bases 304 to 1971 code for a protein of 555 amino acids. The transcript is spliced from 10 exons. The record is from RefSeq and is a predicted model, not a curated record.